Messenger RNA from Iphiclides podalirius (scarce swallowtail), 789 nucleotides. Lineage: Eukaryota; Metazoa; Arthropoda; Insecta; Lepidoptera; Papilionidae. The record is from the annotation of a GenBank genome assembly.
AUGUACGCGGAUUCCGUCUAUUUUGGAGCUGACAAAUUACCAAAUGUCGCCGUGAACAAUGAUCGAUCAAGCGUCGCCCCCGAACACAGUGGACCUGCUCGCAGCCGCUCCGCGGAGAAAGGAACAACGACAGUGCCUUUACGACACACGCGGCCCCAGCACGACGUAAACAUGAGGAUACUUCCCCUAAUCGUUCUCCUGACGUGUUUGGCGUCGCAGGUGUCCGCUCGGGCGCAGGAUGAGGGUGAAGGGCGGGCGGCGCCCACGCGUGGGAUACUCAAGCGGGGCCUACUCACCAAGGGCAAACCGACCACGACAACCACCACACCCGCACCGCAGGACGAGGCCGAGUAUGACGACGAGGCAGAAUACGCGGACAGCGAGGCGCAGGAGCCGUCCACAGAGGCGCCUCCGUCCUCCACGGAGGGCAAGAAGUUGGUCUCCGGCGGCGUCCGCCCCUUCCGCAGCAACACGGACCUGCUCGAGGCACUGAAGAGACGGCGAGCGCAGGCUGCAGGAGCAAAGUUAACCGGACAGGCGUCUUCUGCUGUCUCCCAAUCUCAAGACUCGCCCGGUGAUGCUUCAUCCAAAUCUAGUUACAGUAAGAAACGUUUCAAUACAGCCACACGUGAGACUAACGUCGAAGACGCACCAGCGCCGGCCAAGCCCAGUAGAGGACGUUUCGGACGACCGGCAUCAAGAACAUUCCAAGAGUCCGAGGCGGAAGAGCAAAAUGAAGCUACCCCUCCCGCUAGAACUGGUAGGACGUUCUCCAGGCGAGGAGGGAAU